ACACGUUAAGCUACUAUAGCGGAAAACGGUGAAAACGGGCUCACCACUUGUAAGAGUUCUACUACGGCUUAGAGUGGACCUAUACUCUAAACACCCUUACAAACUUCUUCACCGUUUUGCGACCUGCUAAGCUUAGCAGUACACUACUCGACGCGCAAAUACUGACGAACUGUAUCGUUGUAAAAAGACUUGAUGUGACAAGAGUACCUGGGAGAAUUAUAUUUUAUUCAACGAAAUAUAAAAUUCAAUAAAUAAAGAAGUCGUACAACUUAUCUGCAGACGUUGCUGGAGGUAGGCUCGGAGAGUGUGCAGAAAGAGAGCACAACAAGAGAGCGAACCUAUGAACGUACGGAAGACUCACAAGUCAAAAGGUAAAACGUGGAUCACCGUGGGUGAGUCAGUUUAAACAAAAGUUCAAAGGUACAAUGUGCACUACAAGCUCUACCACAUCACUCCCUAUUCCUAAGCUAGGAGUCAGUGUAGUCCAGUCCUGUAACAUCAUCUUACAUUUGAUGGGAGCGAAUCGCAUGGCAAACAUUCGUAGAUUGCAGCUCAAGGUGUUCAGAAAACUCUGCAUUUUGUCAGCGUCCUCGCCUAGAAGGACUGUAUCGUCGGCAUAUUAUAAAAAUCGUCCAAUGUUACAAAUAAAAAGUGAUUGUAUCUUCUGUUCUAUUGCCUCUGGAAAAACCGAUCAACCAAUUCGUUCAGAGACUGACAAUGUAGCCAUAUUCGAUGAUCGUUCGCCUAAAGCUCGUUAUCAUUUCCAGUGUGUUCCUAAAACGCAUAUAAGAGAUCCUAAAAAAUUAACGCAUAAAGAUAUACCGCUAGUCAGGGAAAUGGUAAAUUGUGGAAAACAGCUUGUCACUAAUCAACUUCAUUUAAAUCCUGAAGAUUUUUUAUUUGGAUUUCAUUGGCCACCAUUCAAUAGUGUGCAUCACUUACAUCUGCAUAUACUGGGGCCUAAACGUUUUAUGAAAUUUAAUCCAAUGUUCAACAGUCGAUUUAAUAUAUUUCGUGAUGUUGAAAGGGUGUUAAAUGAAUUGGAGAGUAAACAGUCAGUCAGCUGAGUGAAAGGGAUAAAAUUUAAUAUUUCACUAUCUUCCUUUUAGCUAUUUGUGUAUAUUCUCCUUUCGGCUACACAAAUGUAUAUUUAUUAUAUAUACAUCAUAGAGCACAAAAUGUAGAAAUUAUUAUUUUUGAUUUCUAAAACUUCUCUUUUUUCACGUAAUAAUUCAUUUUUAUUUAUUCAUAAAAAUAUUUUUUGUUUUAUAACUGAACACAUGUUAAAAAGGUAUCCUGUGUGAAAUACUCAAAUAAAUGAUUUCCAAAUGAGUAUAUUGUCAUCACUUCAAAACAGAUAUAUUUGUAUAUCAGAUCAGAACUGACUUCUUCUGUUCUGAACCGGUUAUUUGGAGUAUAGAAAAAAAACAAUAUUCUGCCAUGUGUAAAAUAUAAUCUCUCUGAAGAUGACAACAUUUGAUCACAAUUCGGCUUCGCCACUUUAUCGACAGCGGGUGCACUGCUCAGCAGUCUGCUUCGUCCUCCAUUA
Messenger RNA from Trichobilharzia regenti, 1549 nucleotides. The record is from the annotation of a GenBank genome assembly. NCBI's taxonomy places the organism in Eukaryota, Metazoa, Platyhelminthes, Trematoda, Strigeidida, Schistosomatidae.